AUGUCAGAGCCCGAGCUAGCAGUAUAUGAGAAGCCCUUGUUGUUCCCUGAGGUUUGGGUCGCCGCGGGUACUGUGGUCGUACUGGUUGUUGACGUGGUACUUUCGAUGCUACUUAUUGUACUGGUUGUACUGGUGGCUGAUGUUGUGGCACUGCUGGUUGUGGUGCUGGUAGGCAUAGUACUCGUAAAAGAGAUGACGAGAGGGAUGGAGCUGGUCGAUUUAAGCUCAAAUGUGUAA
Molecule: messenger RNA, 237 nt
Organism: Penicillium taxi
Lineage: Eukaryota; Fungi; Ascomycota; Eurotiomycetes; Eurotiales; Aspergillaceae
Exons: 3
Coding region: 1-237 (78 amino acids)
Source: RefSeq, a predicted model, not a curated record